This is a messenger RNA of Lactuca virosa, 1375 nucleotides long. The record is from the annotation of a GenBank genome assembly. NCBI's taxonomy places the organism in Eukaryota, Viridiplantae, Streptophyta, Magnoliopsida, Asterales, Asteraceae.
GCGACUUCCUGACAUUUUCGAAGCUUGCUAUAAUAUUACUACAAUGGACUUCCACUUCGUGUUCAAUUUACAACUGACUGCAAUUAGAAACCAUGGAUGACUGCUGCUGCUGCUAACAAGUUACGGAAAGGAACCCUACGAUUCACGAAGGACUGAAGAAAAGUGGUGCAUUGCAUGCGAUUUGUGAAUUGUGAUGGCAUCUAAGGGUGGAAAGCAACCAAUACCAAAAGACCAAAUAGCUUCCAUCAAAAGAAAAAGAUUCAGACGCAUUAAAAGUGCCCCAAUAGCAGAUUCGUUUCCUUCACAAUCCAAAACUGCCGAUUCCUCUUUUGCACGGCCUAAGUCUGUAUUUAAUUACCUCCACCCAAGCUACCGAAAAGUAGCCAUCAUCUUGUCUAUUUACUUGGGUGCAGGCACGCUUUGCUUCUAUCUGGUUAGACACCAAAUUAAUGGAAGGAAAACAAACGCAGUCCUCGAUGCUCUGUAUUUCACAGUUGUCACAAUGACUUCUGUUGGGUAUGGAGACCUUUUCCCUGGUAGCACUCUCACAACACUACUAGCCUGUCUUUUCGUCGUCUUGGGAAUGCUUCUCAUCGGGCUAGUCCUCAGCAAAGCUGCAGAUUUUCUAGUCGAGAAACAGGAGCUACUGCUAGCAAGAGCGUUACACUUGAAUCAAACCCUUGGCACUGCUGAAACCCUAAAACAAAUGGAAACCAACAAACUUAGGAACAAGUGUAUAAUACUAGUGGCCUUGCUUGUGGUUCUUAUGGCUGCCGGGACAACCGUGUUGGUUGCUGUUGAAGAUUUGGACUUUAUUCAUGCUUUUUAUUGUGUGGUUGCCACAAUUACAAGCUUAGGUUACAUCGAUAAAUGCUUCUCAACAAAAGGAGGGCGUGUUUUCGCGCUAUUUUGGAUUCUGUCUGGUACUAUUUACUUGGGUCAGUUGCUGUUUACUUUUGCUAUGCUACACACUCAAAGAAGACAGAGGUCAUUAGUGAAAUGGGCUCUUAAGAGAAAGACCACGCCUGCAGACUUGGAGGCAGCUGAUCUUGAUGACGAUGGUGUUGUAGUGGCUGCUGAAUUCAUCCUUUAUAAGCUAAAAGAGAUGGGGAAAAUCAGCCAAGAAGACAUGGCACCUAUCAUGGAAGAGUUUGAAAGACUCGACUUUGAUAAAACUGGUACGCUGACGGCUUCAGAUGUUCUGCUUUCACAGUCGUCGUGGUAUGCCUCAGAAUUUCUACUUACGCAAACAUCCGUGUAAUAAAUUGUAACCGUACGACGUACGUACAUGAGGACGCCAAUUCACGUUAGUGUUGUGUUGUAGAUGGUAUUUACUAAUUUCUUACUUGUAUUUUUGAUUUGGUUAAAUUAUUAC